Cuscuta europaea is the source of this 1162-nucleotide messenger RNA. NCBI's taxonomy places the organism in Eukaryota, Viridiplantae, Streptophyta, Magnoliopsida, Solanales, Convolvulaceae. The record is from the annotation of a GenBank genome assembly.
CUGCCCAUUAAAUGCAGACUGUGGCAAAGGGACUCAUUGUUUUUCAUGCAUUCGGGGGGGUGAAUUAAUACCCGAAUGUGUUAGAUCUGCCGCUACAAAUCCGUUCACCCUACUUAACAACUCUCUACCAUUUAACAAAUAUGCGUUCUUGACUACCCAUAACGCACGCAUUCGCAAUUACCGGCACGCUAUUUCAUCAAGGUCUUCUCAAUGUGGCUCCUAGAAAUCAAGAAGACAGUGUCGCUCAGCAGCUCAUUAAUGGAGUUCGCGGAUUAAUGCUUGACGUGUACGACUUUGAAAAAGACAUUUGGUUAUGCCAUUCUAGGAACGGAGAAUGCCAUGACUUUGCUGCUUUUAGACCAGCAAUAGACACAUUGGUGGAAAUUGAAGUUUUCUUAUCAGCAAAUCCUUCAGAAAUUGUUACAAUAAUUUUGGAGGAUCACGUUCAAACCCCUAAUGGAUUGAAAGGGGUUUUUACAAAGGCAGGUCUGAUGAAAUACAUGUUUCCCGUAAAAAAUAUGCCCAAAAACGGUGAAGAUUGGCCUCGUGUUAGUGACAUGGUUACUCAUAAUCAUAGGCUUGUCGUCUUCACUUCUGUCGAAUCCAAGGAGCAAACUGAAGGGAUUGCAUACCAGUGGAACUACAUGGUUGAAAACAAAUAUGGAGAUGAGGGACUUGAGGGAGAAUGCACGAACCGGGUCAAUUCAUCCGCUCUAAAUGACAAAACUAAAGCACUAGUUUUGGUAAACCACUUUAGGACCAUACAAGCUCUCAAACCACAUUUGAUGAUGGCUUGUGUAGAUAACUCAGAACCGCUACUCACUAUGCUUGAAGCAUGCGCUCUUGCUGCGGGUCAACGUUAUGCUAAUUUUUUGGCAGUUGAUUUUUACAAGAUGAGUAAAGGAUCCGGAGGAGGAGCAUUUGGAGCCGUGGAUAAGCUCAAUGGAGAACUAUUAUGUGGUAAAGAUGAUGUGCACUCUUGCAAAGUACACUGAAACAUUUCAAGAAUACACUUCAAUAUGCCAAAGUGAAGAUGUAACAAAAUAUUGAUAAGUUAAAGUAUGUUUUCAACUUAAUUAAAGUAUGUUGUAUGACAUUUCAAGCGUUUAUUACAGACUUACAGUAAUAAAUGACACUUCAAUAUUGAUAAAUAUUGUUACUA